Molecule: messenger RNA, 1623 nt
Organism: Lachancea nothofagi CBS 11611
Lineage: Eukaryota; Fungi; Ascomycota; Saccharomycetes; Saccharomycetales; Saccharomycetaceae
Source: the annotation of a GenBank genome assembly
AUGGAAACAACGCCGCUUUUAGCGGAUAGAAAGCAGGACAGUGAGUCUUACAAUGGAUAUGUUAGUGAUGGGCGAUCGGUAGGCUCAGAUGAGGUACACAUGAGCCGCUUCAGGCUUAUGAGUCCAGACAUAGAGGAUCCUGAAAAUGCAGAUCUGACGGAACUUAGUAGCCCUUUGGCAGCUCAAAUGAAUGCCACGACGCUCAAACACGAGGCCCGUGUUAUUUUGUCUAAAUCGGGUCCGCUUACGAUGACGUUUUUCAUGGAGUACUCAAUGACUGUUACCUCGCUUUUUGUUGUGGGUCAUUUUGGCACUUCUGAGCAUUUAGCGUCGGCAUCGCUGGCAGCGAUGACUUUCAAUAUAACAGGACUUGCGGUCAUCGAAGGGAUGGCUACAUCUCUGGACACGUUUUGUGCUCAAGCUUAUGGAGCUCAAAAAUAUACCAAAGUUGGACUGUAUUUUCAACGCUGCACUGCUAUGAUCGCAAUCGCUGCAAUCCCAAUCAGUUUAUUUUGGUGGACUAGCGCGUUUUGGUUACGAUUUGUUAUUCCAGAACAUCAAUUACUCGACGACGCUCAAAGCUUUCUGCAAGUAACCUCUUUCGGGCUUCCAGGCUUAAUCCUAUUCGAAACGGGAAAAAGAUAUGUGCAAGCGCAGGGUUUUUACGAUGCUGGUACGUGGGUACUGGCUAUAGCAGUACCUCUAAACAUUCUCAUUAGCAUCGUUUUGACCAAAAGCUCUGGAUAUAUUGGUGCACCUACUGCGUUGGCUAUUACUGACUGGCUUAUGGCGCUGAUACUGUUCAUAUAUUGUCGGUAUUUUGAGCCCAGUACUCGCAAUUGCUGGUAUCCGUUCAAUGCUAGUUGGCAUCAUUUUAAGCAUGUUUUUCAACAUUGGGGCACAAUGUGGAGUUUGGCCUUUCCAGGCCUCGUUAUGAUCGAAUCAGAAUACUUAUCCUUUGAGGUUCUAACUAUCAUGUCUACUCAUUUCGGUGUUGAAGCCAUUGCCGCACAGUCGGUCGUGGCCAAUGUCGGUUCUUUGAUAUACCAGGUGCCGUUCGCAAUGGGCUGCGUCGUGUCAACGCGUAUUGCAGCAUAUAUUGGGAUGGAGAACAUGAGGAAUGCCAAGACCACUGUCAAAGCCUCCUAUUACAUUGCAUUUUUUGCUGGAAUUCUGAACUGUUUAAUUCUUCUGCUCGGUAACAAAUGGUUAGCUCGUCUAUUCACAAAAAACGAGGAAGUUAUUGUUAUUGCAUAUCACAUCAUGCCAAUUUUGGCGAUAAAUCAACUUUACGAUUCUGUGGCAACAUUUGGGGCUGCUAUCUUACGAUCACAGGGUAGGCAAAGUCUUGGAGGCGUUCUUAAUGUGGUUGGUUAUUAUUUCAUAGGGUUACCACUAAGUGGUUGGUUUGCAUUCGGACCUCUUCAGCUAGGACUUAAGGGUUUAUGGUAUGGUUGUGGUGUCGGGAUAUUAGUGUUAGCCAUUUCGUCGUCGAUCUGUGUCUACAAAAGUAAUUGGACCAAGAUCCACAAUGAUUUCUUGGCGCGUGAGGAUGAUGAAAUGGAGGUAGAUUUGUUGAGUGUCGACACUGGUAGCGCUAUCUCACACCGCUACACAACCUGA